AUGGCAAUGGCGCGGCAUCUGCCCGGCCUUCUCGGCAGCAAAGCAGAUUCCAAGGAGGCGCCCAGCCGCUCGCGCCUGCCUCGAGGAGCUGCAGAGCAAGGCGCUCUUUCUGCACCGCCUUGGCACCUCGCUCUGCGACGCCGCUUUGCGGGCUUGGCUGUGCCGGCCAACUCUUUCCACGCUUGUGGCGAGACGUCGCAGAAACGUUCUGGUGAGGAGUCGCCCAGCGGUGCUUCGAGAUGGCGUACCCACCGGAGUGCUAUGCUUGCAGUCAAAGACGAGGAGUUUGAGAUCGCUGUGCAGCUUGCGGCCUAUUACGUGGCAGACGCGACUGAGGGCCGCCUUGACAAUGGCCUUGCAUCGAACUUCAAAUCCGGGAAUAAGCGAAAGCUAUACUGUUGUUUGGUGCAGACCCACAUCGCUUGGCAUGUCAUGGUCAUGGCGGCGUGCGUGCUCCACUCUCUUCUCAUCAUCCUCGAGCCUCCUCCAGGACAAAGCUGCGCCCGUGGCUGGGAGAACGUUGCCGAACUCUUUCUGGUCCUGAUCUAUGUAGCUGACAUCUUGCUGAAGGUCGCGUACAUGGGCGCGGGAACUUUCCUGUCGCUCCGAGGUUCCAAGAUCUGGCAAACCACCUACGCGGCCCUGACGGGCAUCCUUUUUCUCGACGCUGCGCUCGCGCCAUGCACCAGACUGUCGCGACCCUUGCGGCCAAUCAUGCUCGUGCUACGAUCCCGGAGUGUCCGGAACUUUUACACCACAGUGCUCCGCAUUUGUCCAAGCCUCUUGAAGGUCUUGAUGCUGUUGCUGUUUAUCUUGACAGCGUCGUCGCUUGGAAUGGCCCGGCUGCUGCGUGGCAGCGGGACACGCUACUUCACAAGCUCCUUGGCCACCUUCCAGGAAAUGGCCAUACUGCUGCUGACCCAGGACAACUACAAGGAUCUCCUGCAUGAUCUGAGCGAUCAUGGAGGGCUGGCAUCGCUCCUGGUCUUUUUCACCUUUGUGGUUGUUGGUGUCUUAUUUCUGAUGCAGUUGGUGCUCGGGACGGUCAUCGACACUUACAUGGAGGAGGCGCAAGAAGAGCUGCGAAGCAAGCGGGUGAAGCAAGCGAAAGGUCUGAUGCGAGCCUUCUCGGUUUUGGACCUGCGCAAAGAAGGACACCUGCGCCAGAGAGCUUUCGACCGCCUCAUCCAGAAGUUGCGGCCAUCUGAUUCACCCUUCGAAAGGCACUUGAAGUUUAGCUUGCUCUCCAACAAGUACAAGUCGAUGGUGCCCGCAAGUUCAGGUCCUUCAACCCCUGCACGCAGUCGGGAGGAGCUUUCUCCCUUAGCACACCCGCCCUCGCCACCGAAGCGGCCGAUGAUUCCACUUCUGCCUCAGUUGCCAGAAUCGCCUCUCCCCUUCCAGGAGCCCACGAGCGGCCCCUGGACCAAUCCCGAGCCCAACAUUGAUCCCAUCGACUUCCUGUCGCUGCACACGGUCUUGGAACUAACCUUCAAGCCUCGGCGCCCGGCCUGGGAUGUCCCUGGCGUCUGCCGCGAGCAGCCUUGGUGGAGCCGUGGUGCCGAGCGACUCCUAUCAGAUCCCCGCUACAUGGUGCUUGUGCGUUAUCUGCUGUGGGCCGAUGCUGCAGUUUUCUUGGCUGAUGCUGAAUGCAUCGAGCCACUAGCAUCACUUGGAUGCUGCCUGCAAGUGAAUGACUUGCUCCAGACCGCAUUCCUGUUGCAGAUGGCCAUUCAGGUAUUUGCUUUGGGCAGUCUGCGGAAAGCCUGGCGCUUCGGUGGUUCUUCGGACACCCGGAUACUUCUCCGGGCAGAGCUAGUUCUAGCAGGUGCGCUGACAGCGGCUUCUGCCGCAACUUUGUCCUGCAGUCCAUUUUCGCGGUUUCGGCCUGCCGUGGCUGGUCUCGGUGCACUACGCAGCCUUCGUCUGGCAGCCACCUUCGGAGCCCUGCGACGCUUUGGCCAAUGCUUGGCAGACAUCCUCCCGGCGAUGACACAGAUGAUGGGCCUGAUCUGCGUGGUGCAAUAUGCUUUCGCUGCUGUUGCACUAGAAACUCUUGGGCAUCAGAGCCCGCGUGGCUUUGCGACAUUUCCGGAAGCGGCCAUGUCGCUCCUGCAGAUUCUCCUGAACGCCGACGGAACAACUAUGGCAAGAGAGGCGGUGCACAAGGCUCGCCCAGCCACGAUUGUCAUCUUUAUCGGUUACUAUGCUAUUGCCGUUCUGGUUGUGGUCAAUCUCGUCACAGCGCUGAUGAUUGAGUUCUACCGGGCAAGUUUGGCUGAGAACGUGGAGAAGCGGGAAGCACGACAGUCGGAGAUCACGCGUCAGGUCCAGGACUUGCUUCGGGAGAUGGAGGUGGUGGAAAACUUGGGCUUCGAGGUCGCCGGUUCCAAAGAGACCGGGAUAGAAAGGCUCCGCGAAAAAUUCUUGGGACGAGGGCAAGCCGAUGUCGUGGAUGAGGAGCUCUUGCGACAGGUGCAGAAAGAGGUGCCUCUAAGGGACCUGCUGUCUUUGCACCGGUCGAAGAGUGGUUCGAACUUCGCUGGGUCAAAUCCAACGACGCCCGGAAGCGGUGUGCACUGA
Messenger RNA from Symbiodinium sp. CCMP2592, 2583 nucleotides. The record is from the annotation of a GenBank genome assembly. NCBI's taxonomy places the organism in Eukaryota, Dinophyceae, Suessiales, Symbiodiniaceae.